Messenger RNA from Closterium sp. Naga37s-1, 2118 nucleotides. Lineage: Eukaryota; Viridiplantae; Streptophyta; Zygnematophyceae; Desmidiales; Closteriaceae. The record is from the annotation of a GenBank genome assembly.
AUGACGCGGCUUCGUCUCGACCUAGACAGAGCCUCCUCCGCCUCCGCGAAGCUUCUCGCGGCUUUCAGCAGCAACCCCCGAUCCCCCACCUCCUCCUCCUCCUCCUCCUCCUCUACUUCCUACUCCUACUCCUUCUCCCAUUCCGCCAAGGGCCAUUCUUCCUCCACCGCACACCACUCCGCGUCCUCCCCCUCGACCUCCCGGCCUUACUCAUCCUCUUCGUCGCGCCGCAAGAGCGAGUCGGAUUCGCACCACCACCCCCACCCGCGCUUUGCAACCCCCAGCGCUGCUGCGCCAAGCACCUCUCGUCAUAAUCACACCGACCGCUACAAUGGCCACCCGCACAGCGGCCACAUGCACCGCGUCUCCUCCCCUUUCGACGAGCCGGGAUGCAAUCUACCCCCGAAAUCGCCGACGGGAGCGAAGUCAUCGUCGUCGUCAUCAUGGACCCAUAGACUCUCGCCUGCUCAUAACGAUCGACCAGGCUGGCAUGGAUCCGAACCUCCUCGGUUCGGUUCAGCAGCCGAAGUUUCCACGGCGAUGGUCGCGGGUUCGAGUCCGGGAAGCGACUCUAUCAUGGGCCACGGCGGGCUCGCAGCGCGUAUGCUGACGGCGACGACGGAGGAGCUCUUUGAGAUCCCCGAGAUCGGCGUCCCGCCAGAAUUCGCGGAGAUGUGGGUCGCGUCGCACUCCGACGACUCCUUUUCCGUCGCGUCGCAGCCGGUGCCGUCGGCCGGUUCCAACGGUUCUCUUGUUUGCCAGUGCGACUCGUGCCGUGUACUAUCGUGGGAAGAAGGCGCCUCGGGAGAGGUGUAUAACCCCAUGAAAGGGUUCGGUUGCGCGAUUAACGAAACUGUUGCGGCACCCGCGGCAGCAGGCGCGGCGGAGGACUCCGCCGCCCCGCGCGGAGUCCCCGCGGGCCUUGCAGCGUUCCUCCUGGACGCGCCAGUCGAAGCGCUAUUUGACUCCUACGACGACGCGCCCGCGCCCGCCGCAAUGGCUGCCGCUGCGGGAGGCGACCGCACGGCGUUCCCGCCCGGCGAGGGCAGCUGCAGUGGCUGGUUGCCCGUGCCGCAUGCUGCGGAGCCGGCGGCGCUCCUAGCGGCGGAGAUUGCGGCGGGCGGAGUUGCGGCGGCUGGGGAAGCAGCGAUGGCGGGCGGCUACGGGGACGCGAGUCUGCAGCAGCCGCGGUGGUUCGGAAACGAGGCGGACGCGCAGAGAGACGGUGCGCACCGGUCGUACACCAUGCGCGCGUCCCCCGCGCUAUCAUCCCCCGCGUAUUCCGAUCCGCCGCCUCCCCAGCGCAGCGUCUCGGCCAAUCACGGCAGCCCGUGGCGCAACAUGGGGUCGCGCGAGUGGGAUGCGCUCGCGUCGCCCGCCUCUGUGGCGGAAGCGGAGUGGAGGGCGCGCGGAAGGGGAAGCGCGGAGGCGGAGCAGGCGGCUUGGAAUAGCGGGCCGAAGAGCGUGAUCAGGGGGAACGCUGCGCAGAGCGGGAGCGCGGACGAGGGGGAAGCGCUGGCGCAUGUGAGCAGCGCGGGGAGCACGCUGGACGCGCCGUUCUACGCGGACGGAGGGGAGGGGAGCAGCAGCCAUGGGAGCGGGCGGAGCGGGAGCAGCAUGAGCGAGAGCGCGAGUGGCGGGGAGAGCGAGAAGGAGAUAUUCCCAGGGGAGCCUUCAUACCCCCGGCUUCAGAAAGUAGAAGUCAGUGCUGCCUCUGUCGCCGCUGCUGCUGCAUCCCCUUCCGCCCCUUCCGCGCCUUCCUCCCAGCACGUGACGUCCCCCGCGGAGCUGCAGCUGCGCGCGGAGCUGAUGCGCAUGGAGGCGGACCUGGCGUGGGCGCAGGGCAGCGCGGCCCCCUCCGCCAUGCCCCCCGCCCUGCGCCAGCAGCUGGCGCUCAUGCGCGGAGAGGUGGAGGCGCUGAGGCAGGCGCUGGACAGACAUGCGCUGGCGGAGCCGGGCGCACACGGGGCGCAGGGGGGGCAGGGGGCGCAGGGGGAGAGGAGUGCGAAGGGGGUAGUGCAAGAGGCACAGGAGGAGCAGGAGACGGAGCGGGAGGGGCAUGGGAGGCAGAGUGCGGAAGAGGAGGAAGAGGGAGAGGCAGAGGGAGAGGAAGCAUAG